Messenger RNA from Esox lucius (northern pike), 7245 nucleotides. It is a transcript of the gene nalcn, whose product is annotated as sodium leak channel, non-selective. Gene Ontology annotation, cellular component: membrane. Bases 393 to 5648 code for a protein of 1751 amino acids. Gene Ontology annotation, biological process: transmembrane transport; monoatomic ion transport. The transcript is spliced from 47 exons. Gene Ontology annotation, molecular function: monoatomic cation channel activity. Lineage: Eukaryota; Metazoa; Chordata; Actinopteri; Esociformes; Esocidae. The record is from RefSeq and is a predicted model, not a curated record.
GCACGCCUGCACCCUCCAUCAUCUACCGGAAAACAGCAGAUUUCAUGGACUGUACGACACACGACCACCGAUAACCUGGAAUACUGAUAGUUAUCGUGUCAUCCCUGAAGGUACUUAUAAACUGUCCACACCUGUCUGUCUCUUUGGCUGGUCUCUCCGCCCACCCUGACCUGGGAAUGAACGCACCAAUGAGGAGCCAACUCACAGGUAUGCCUGAUCGCAUGUUAUGUGCAGUGCUGGAGCAAUUUCAGCUUUACUUUUCCCUUUGGUAUGUGUGCUUUGUCUCCAUUGAGGGUGUCAUUUCCCCCUAUAUGUGUACUUCUGUUCCAAUUCAAACCGGCCCUUGCUUACCAUCCCCCCAUGUAAGGCACUGGGUUGCCUGCUAGCCUUUGAUGCUUAUACACAUAGUGAAGAUCAAGUAUGAUCUUUGCAUCCCGAUCCACUCCCUAUAUAGCACAGCUAGCCCAAGCAUGCUGAAGAGGAAACAGAGCUCGAGGGUUGAGGCCCAGGCCAUGACAGACUUCGGGCCUGAUGAAACCCUCGCUGACAGCACCGAUAUCUUGUGGAUAAACAAACCAUGGGUGCACUCUCUUCUGCGAGCCUGUGCCAUCAUAAGCGUCAUCAGUGUGUGUAUGAACACACCGAAGACUUUUGAGCACUACCCCCCCCUGCAGUACGUGACUUUCACACUGGAUACGCUGCUCAUGUUCCUCUACACCGCUGAGAUGAUUGCCAAGAUGCACAUAAGAGGAAUCAUAAAGGGGGAUAACUCGUACGUUAAGGAUCGCUGGUGUAUGUUUGACGGCUUCAUGGUCUUCUUCCUCUGGGUGUCUCUGGUGCUUCAGGUGUUUGAGAUUGCGGAACUUGUCGACCAGAUGUCUCCCUGGGGCAUGCUGAGAAUCCCCAGAGCGCUCAUCAUGAUCCGAGCCUUCAGGAUCUACUUCCGUUUUGAGCUGCCUCGCUCACGCAUCACCAACAUCCUCAAGCGUUCAGGGGAACAAAUCUGGAGUGUGUCAAUAUUCUUGCUAUUCUUUCUCCUCCUGUAUGGAAUCCUGGGAGUUCAGAUGUUUGGAACAUUUAAUUUUCACUGCGUUACCAACGACACAACAAAAGGUAAUGUGACUUGGAACAGCCUGGCCAUUCCCGACACCCACUGUUCUCCAGCUGGGGAGGGCUACCUGUGUCCUGUCGGAUUUAAGUGUGUGGACCUAGAAGAACUUGGGCUCAGCAGACAGGAGUUGGGCUACAGUGGGUUCAAUGAGCUUGGUACGAGUAUCUUCACUGUGUACGAGGCAGCAUCUCAGGAGGGCUGGGUGUUCCUUAUGUACCGGGCCAUCGACAGUUUCCCACGCUGGCGCUCUUACUUCUACUUCAUCACGCUCAUCUUUUUCCUGGCAUGGCUUGUCAAGAAUGUAUUUAUUGCUGUCAUCAUUGAGACCUUUGCUGAGAUUAGAGUUCAGUUCCAGCAAAUGUGGGGUUCGCGAAGCAGCACCACCUCAACUGCCACCACACAGAUGUUCCAUGAAGACUCGGCUGGAGGAUGGCAGCUCGUUGCUGUGGACGUCAACAAACCACACGGCCGCGCCCCAGCCUGCCUCCAGCAACUCAUGCGUUCCUCAGUUUUCCACAUGUUUAUCCUGACGAUGGUUGCCGUGGAUGUAAUCGUUGCCGCCAGCAACUACUACAAGGGGGAGCACCAAACAAGUAACUACGAUGAGUUCUACCUAGCUGAGGUGGCAUUUACUGUGCUGUUUGACCUAGAGGCGAUGUUGAAGGUGUGGUGCCUAGGCUUUACUGGUUACAUCAUCUCCUCACUCCAUAAGUUUGAGUUGCUGCUGGUGGUGGGAACGACCCUGCAUAUCUACCCCUACCUGUACCACUCCCAGUUCACCUACUUCCAGGUGCUGCGAGUGGUUCGUCUGAUAAAGAUAUCCCCUGCACUAGAGGACUUUGUGUACAAAAUCUUCGGCCCUGGUAAGAAGCUGGGCAGCCUGGUGGUAUUCACAGCCAGCCUGCUCAUAGUUAUGUCAGCAAUCAGUCUUCAGAUGUUCUGCUUCGUGGAGGAACUAGACCGAUUCACCACCUUUCCUAGGGCAUUCAUGUCUAUGUUCCAGAUCUUAACCCAGGAAGGUUGGGUGGAUGUGAUGGACCAGACCCUUGUGGCUGUAGGUCAAAUGUGGGCUCCUGUAGUGGCCAUCUACUUCAUCCUCUACCACCUAUUUGCUACUCUGAUUCUGCUCAGUCUUUUUGUGGCUGUCAUCCUUGAUAAUCUGGAGCUGGAUGAAGACCUGAAGAAACUAAAACAAUUGAAGCAAAGCGAGGCCAAUGCAGACACCAAAGAGAAACUUCCCCUACGUCUAAGGAUCUUUGAGAAGUUCCCCAAUAGACCCCAGAUGGUCAAGAUCUCCAAGCUGCCCUCUGACUUCACUGUGCCUAGAAUCAGGGAGAGUUUCAUGAAACAGUUCAUCGAUCGGCAGCAGCAAGACACCAGCUGUCUGUUCCGCCGCCUGCCCUCCGCCUCCUCAUCCUCCUGCGACCACUCCAAACGGUCGGCCAUAGAAGACAACAAAUACAUUGACCAGAAGCUCCGAAGGUCAAUAUUUAGCAUCAGGGCUCGCAACCUACUGGAGAAGGAGACAACUAUCAAUAAAAUCCUGCGGGCUUGCACCAGACAGCGUAUGCUGAGUGGAUCCUUUGAGGGCCAACCACUGAAAGAGCGGUCUAUCCUCAGUGUCCAACACCAUAUACGCCAAGAACGCAGGUCUCUGAGACAUGGCUCCACCAGUCAGCGAAUCAGCAGAGGAAAGUCCCUGGAAACACUUACACAGGAUUCAGAGCAGAGAUCACACUGGCACCCGCAUUCUAGCACGGUGCGUUAUCGCAAUGCCCAGAGGGAAGACAGCGAGAUCAAGAUGAUCCAGGAGAAGAAGGAGCAGGCUGAGAUGAAGCGGAAGGUCCAGGAAGAGGAACUUAGGGAGAAUCAUCCUUACUUUGACAAACCUCUCUUCAUCGUGGGCAGAGAGCACCGCUUCAGAAACUUCUGCAGGACGGUAGUUCGGGCACGAUUCAAUGCGUCCAAAACAGAUCCUAUAACUGGGGCCGUGAACUCAAAAUACCACCAGCUUUAUGAUCUCCUGGGGCUGGUCACCUAUCUGGACUGGGUGAUGAUUGUAGUGACCAUCUGCUCAUGUAUCUCCAUGAUGUUUGAAUCUCCGUUCACCAGAGUAAUGCAUGUACCCACAUUACAGAUAGGAGAGUAUGUCUUUGUUAUCUUCAUGAGUAUCGAACUGAAUCUGAAGAUCAUGGCAGACGGUCUGUUCUUCACUCCCACGGCUGUCAUUAGAGACUUCGGAGGAGUCAUGGACAUCUUCAUUUACCUCUGCAGCCUGAUCUUCCUCUGCUGGCUACCAUCUAAUGUGCCUCCAGAGUCCGGUGCUCAGCUGCUGAUGAUGCUGAGGUGUCUUCGCCCCGUACGCAUUUUCAAACUGGUUCCCCAGAUGAGGAAGGUGGUGCGGGAGGUCAUUAAGGGAUUCAAGGAGAUUUUCCUGGUCUCCAUCCUGCUCCUGACUCUAAUGCUUGUGUUUGCAAGCUUUGGCGUUCAGCUCUUUGCCGGAAAACUAGCCAAGUGCAAUGACCCCCAUGUAUCCGACCGGAAAGACUGCCAUGGAAUCUUCCGUAUCAACGUGAGCGUUUCUAAAAACCUCAACCUCAGACUACGACCAGGAGAGAAGAAACCUGGCUUCUGGGUGCCAAGGGUGUGGGCUAAUCCUCGCAACUUUAAUUUUGACAAUGUAGGUAAUGCCAUGCUGGCUCUGUUUGAGGUGCUUUCACUGAAAGGAUGGGUGGAGGUCCGUGAUGUCAUCAUUCACCGUGUGGGAACGAUCCAUGGUAUCUACAUCCACGUCUUUGUCUUUCUGGGCUGUAUGAUUGGACUCACUCUGUUUGUCGGCGUGGUCAUUGCUAACUUCAAUGAAAACAAGGGAACCGCUCUGCUCACAGUAGACCAGAGGAGAUGGGAGGACCUAAAGAGUCGACUGAAAAUCGCCCAGCCACUCCACCUGCCUCCCCGACCAGAGAACGCCGGGUUCCGUGCAAAGAUGUAUGACAUCACUCAGCACCCUUUCUUCAAACGGGGAAUUGCUGUGCUGGUCUUGGCUCAGUCAGUGCUGCUAUCUGUCAAGUGGGAUGUAGAUGAAGCAGUUACAAUGCCUCUUGCCACCAUGUCGGUGGUCUUCACCAUCAUCUUUGUGUUAGAGGUAACCAUGAAGUUCAUAGCUAUGUCCCCGGCGGGUUACUGGCAGAGCAGACGGAACCGCUAUGAUUUACUGGUGACAAUACUGGGGGUCAUAUGGAUAGUCCUACAUUUUGCUCUACUGAAUGCGUAUACCUACAUGAUGGGCACCUGUGUCAUCGUGUUCAGGUUCUUCACCAUCUGUGGGAAGCAUGUGACUUUGAAGAUGCUGCUGCUGACAGUCGUCGUUAGUAUGUAUAAAAGCUUCUUCAUCAUUGUGGGAAUGUUCCUCCUCCUACUCUGCUACGCCUUUGCGGGCGUCGUCUUAUUCGGAACUGUCAAAUACGGAGAGAACAUCAACAGGCAUGCUAACUUCUCCACGGCGGGCAAGGCCAUUACUGUUCUGUUCCGUAUUGUCACAGGGGAAGACUGGAACAAGAUCAUGCAUGACUGCAUGGUGCAGCCUCCCUUCUGUACACCUGACAAGCAUCGCUACUGGGAGACGGACUGUGGCAACUAUGCCGGAGCACUCAUCUAUUUCUGCUCAUUCUAUGUCAUCAUUGCUUACAUCAUGCUCAACCUUCUCGUGGCCAUCAUCGUGGAAAACUUCUCUCUGUUCUACUCCACUGAGGAGGACCAGCUACUGAGCUACAACGACCUCCGACACUUCCAAAUCAUAUGGAACAAUGUGGACGACAAGAGAGAGGGAGUAAUCCCCACAUCGCGGGUGAAGUUCCUGCUUCGCCUGCUGAGGGGCAGACUGGAGGUGGACCUGGACAAGGACAAGCUGCUGUUCAAACACAUGUGCUACGAGAUGGAGAGACUACACAAUGGAGGGGAUGUCACCUUCCACGACGUUCUCAGUAUGUUGUCGUACCGCUCGGUGGACAUCAGGAAAUCUCUACAACUAGAGGAGUUACUGGCUAGAGAGCAGCUGGAGUACACCAUAGAAGAAGAAGUGGCCAAGCAGACCAUACGCAUGUGGCUCAAGAAGUGCCUCAAGCGCAUCCGUGCCAAACAGCAGCAGUCGUGCAGCAUCAUUCACAGUCUGAGAGAGAGCCAACAGCAGGAGCUCAGUCGCUUCCUCAACCCCCCCAGCAUACAGACCACCCUGCCUAGCGAUGACAUCCAUGCUAACCAGGACCAUCCAACACAGCCAGAGCUGAGUGGUCUCCAACAGUUGCUGAGCCCUACUCUGUCUGACCGUGGUGGAUACCGACAGGACUCCUCAGAACGCCCUCAGAGGAAACUUGGACAGUGGAGACUACCUGCAGGUCGUACCAGUGUUAAGUCCAUGGUGUGUAAGAUGAACCCUGUGAGCGACGAAGCAUCCUCGGGAUCAGAGGUCAAGAAAUGGUGGACGCGUCAACUGACAGUGGAGAGCGACGAGAGUGGUGACGACCUCAUAGAUAUUUGAAGGGACAACAAGAAAAACUAUGCUACGCGCACAUAUUGGAACGGGCCCCAGUUUGCCUACUCAGCACUUAAUACAUCAUUUUUCUAAAACCAUAUCCAGUCACAUUUGACUGAUAUGAUAGAGGGUGACAGGGUGGAUUUUUUUCUCUCUGGUCUGGACCUCUGAAAAAGUAAUGAGCAGCCAUCUUGCAUUGGUUGCCAUCUUGCAUCGGUUGUGUGUUAGGAGCAGUGUUUUCUCAAAAUUGAGGGUUUGUGAAUGGAGAAUAUGAAAACUGGAGAAUUGCUCUUAGGUUCAAGACUGUUGUGUAUUUGAAAAAUUGGUUUAGCUAUUUGGUGAUUCAUAAAGACAUUGAAAAGGGCUCAAUGCAAAGAUUUGGAACUACAGAUUUUUGAGUCCCAAUGAAUGUUACCUUUAAAUGUUCUUGUGUUUCUAUGCAUUGUUUUUGUGGUGUCUAUUAAACAGAUUUGUGUGUGGUACCCUGUCAAAACAACCUUUAAUUAGCAUCAAUGUCCUUUGGGUUGUGAAUGUCACAGUGGACAGUAUAUCGGAAAUGCGAAAUGAGUCAUAUAAACCAAUCAAGUCUUCUGUUACAUGGCUUUAUGUCAUCAUUGUCAUUUACAAAUACAAUCUAAUAGUUAUAAAAUACAGUACCAAAAUAUAUUAUACACAUUUAUUGUAUUUUGUUGUUGCAAAUUUUAUUAUAAAUGUAUUGUGAAAUAUGAUUCAAAUGCUUGAAAUGCAUAGCCAUAUUUCUGUGUUAUUCUCCUGUUGUCUGUUAAGUGAGCCAAUAUCUCUGACCAUCUCCAGUUUUAUUAUACAUUUACUGUCAAUUUGCUUAUAAUUUCAUCACUAUUUAUGAGUCCAGGUUUCUUGUUCUGGAGUAAAACAAGUAAAAUAAAGAUAUUUAUUACUAAAGGGUGAAAGGAAAUAUUUCAGAAGACAGAAUGUUCUUCUAGAAUAAAUGCAUUUGUGCGGAAUAAAAUAUAAAAACAUUUGAUAUAUUGCUAUAUAUUGCUAAUAUAUACUACAUUAUAUUAUAGAUCCAUGAUGGGUUUGUGUGAAAAAUUAAAUAAAGUAAUUUUAUCUGCAAAAAUGCAUUAGUGUAUAUAAGUAGUGUGUAAACAAAGACUUUUUGUCAUAUAGAUAUAAAGCAGGAGAUAGGGAUUUUAGUUCCCAAAUGACUGAGAUAGUUGGCGCCAGUGUAGGAAUUUCAUUCCAUAGCCGUCGUUGCCCUUCACUCUGGCCAUGAUGCCCCGAAAAUCAUGGUAAGCCCUACUGCCACCAUGGCCAUUUUGCUCCUGCUACUGUAAAAAUCUUGCGGUCAGCAGUUGGUUUGUUUGUAGUUUGCAACUGAGAACAACCACAAGAACGGACUACAUGCAGGUUAGCUGACCUAUUUAGUGCUUAACUGAAAUCAAACCUCUAUGUUUUGGAAGGUGCAUUCAUGAGCAACUGGGUGGUGGGAAAGAUCCGACCUCCGAGAAUACCCCUGAACGCUUUAUAAAAGCUCAGAGAAAUAAUAUUAGGUUUUGUCAUCACUAGAUAUGGCAGCGUUUGUGGUGUAAAAAAAAAAAAAAAAUAAUACUUGUUCCACACA